AUGUCACAGGAAUUAGCGGGGUUUAAAGAUCUAAAAAUAUCUGAAGUAUCUACUCAAAAUAAAUCCUCAGAUGAAGUAGUAUUGAAAGGUAAAAGUGGUAUACCGAACCAAUCUAUGACAAAACCGAUUACAGUGGAUUCGAAUACUGGGGAAGUGAUAGUGAAAAAAUUUACAGGGAAACAACGUAUUAGAAAAGGUCAAUCACUAGAACAAUAUGAAGAACAAUUGCAACAUUUCUAUGACGUAGAGAAAGGCCCCACAGUGACUCCAAUAGGUUGGUUGGCAUCUAAUGAAAAGUUCCAAUCCUCCUUGGAUACAUUAGAUCUAGAAGUAAAACAUAAUAGAUUAUUACUAAUGGGAUUCAUACAUCGAUGGUAUUAUAAUCGUGAUUAUUCUCUAUGCUUGAAAGCUUGUAAUGAAAUUCAACAAAAGUAUAAGACAAUAAAAUACAGCGAGAAGAAGAUGAAAAGAGAAAUUGAUGAACUCAAGUAUGUAAUGGAGAAAUGUUCAACUUUUAUAAAGAAUGGAUCUAAUUGA
This is a messenger RNA of Maudiozyma barnettii, 537 nucleotides long. RefSeq lists its product as uncharacterized. NCBI's taxonomy places the organism in Eukaryota, Fungi, Ascomycota, Saccharomycetes, Saccharomycetales, Saccharomycetaceae. The transcript has a single exon. The coding region runs from base 1 to 537 and encodes 178 amino acids. The record is from RefSeq and is a predicted model, not a curated record.